AUGACCCCUGGUUCUGAGUCUCGCGAUGCAACUCCACCAUUGAAGCGUCGUAGAACUGACAGCGAGUCACCUCGAUCAUCCAAACCCCAAGCGACGUCCGCGCCCGAAGAUGACAAAGGUCGCUCCCGCCCGACGGACGGCCCAGAUGACCGCGGACGAAGCCAGGAUGCGGGUCGCAGAUCACGCGAUCUGAGCGGCUCGAGGGGAAGAUACUCGUCACGGUCUCGCUCGAGGCGAGGCGAUUAUUCCAGGCGCAGCUCCAGGUCGCGGUCACAAUCUGGCUUCCCGUCACGGUCAAGGUCUCGUUUCGACUCCCGCUCCCGCUCACGAUCGCGCUCAGGCAGCCCGAGGAGCAGACGGGAUGCAUCACGCUCGCGCUCCCGGAGCUCGGAUCGCACACGCUCUGAGUAUUCGAUCCCGCAGGCCUCGCAGACCCCUCUCCCCGAGAAAACAAGGCCAAACUACAAGCCCAAGCUGGUCCUCCAUGGACACACCAAACCUGUAUCUCAGGUCCGGAUUUCGCCAAACGGCAGCUUUAUAGCUUCAGCGUCAGCAGAUGGCACCAUUCGUAUAUGGGAUGCCGCCACGGGGAGUCACAUGGAUACGCUUGUCGGGCACAUGGCUGGCGUUAGCUGCAUUGCCUGGAGCCCUGAUAGUAACACCAUUGCAAGCGGCUCCGAUGACAAGGCCAUUCGACUGUGGGAUCGAGUUACGGGCAGACCGAAGACCACGGCACGCAAGUCGGCGGCUGGCAACGAGAUGGCCCCUCUUCGUGGACACCACAACUACAUCCAUUGUCUUGCUUUCUCGCCCAAGGGAAAUAUCCUGGCCAGCGGAUCCUACGAUGAGGCCGUGUUCCUGUGGGAUGUUCGAGCUGGCAGGCUGAUGAGAAGUCUGCCUGCUCACAGUGACCCGGUCAGCGGCAUUGACUUUUGCCCGGACGGCACCCUCGUCCAUAUGCUGUCUGAUUAUCUUGCACAUGAUAUUGACAUUUCGAAUAGCCGGGUAUGGGAUACAUCCACAGGACAAUGUCUACGAACGCUAGUCCACGAAGACAACCCCGCCGUAACGCACGUAUGCUUCUCACCAAAUGGCCGGUUCGUGCUCGCUUUCAACCUGGACAACUGCAUUCGACUUUGGGACUACGUGGCGGGCAAUGUGAAGAAGACGUACCAAGGCCACAAGAACGAAAAAUUUGCCAUUGGAGGCUGUUUCGCCGUCCUGGACGACGUCCCCUUUAUCGCUUCAGCCAGUGAAGACGGCGGAAUCGUCCUCUGGGAUGUGAAGAACAAGGAGGUCCUCCAGCAGAUCCCGAAACAGCACAAGGGCGUAUGUUUCUGGGUGGACGUUCACGGCGACAUCAUGGCCAGCGCAGGUCAAGAUCAUUCAGUACGAGUGUAUCGGCACGUCCGGAAGAACGGUGGAUUGGUUACGGAUGGCGAUGCUGAGAAUCAAAAGCCCAGCGGGGCAGAGACCGGAGGAGAGACUGCGCUGCCCAUCAGGCAGGAAGAUGUCAAGAUGGAGGAUGCAUAA
Molecule: messenger RNA, 1533 nt
Organism: Clonostachys rhizophaga
Lineage: Eukaryota; Fungi; Ascomycota; Sordariomycetes; Hypocreales; Bionectriaceae
Source: the annotation of a GenBank genome assembly